This is a messenger RNA of Aspergillus vadensis CBS 113365, 820 nucleotides long. RefSeq lists its product as uncharacterized. The record is from RefSeq and is a predicted model, not a curated record. The coding region runs from base 197 to 619 and encodes 140 amino acids. NCBI's taxonomy places the organism in Eukaryota, Fungi, Ascomycota, Eurotiomycetes, Eurotiales, Aspergillaceae. The transcript has a single exon.
CAGAAUUACAUAGGUCUGUAAGUAGUGAACAUUGAUACACAUUACCUCUUGUGAAAUACCGAUUGAUCCAUGCUGGAAGUGAGUUGCUGGCAAGGUCGGUAUUGGUAUGUAACACUAUAGUCACGAGGGAGUGGAGCCGCUCCAGAAUACACCAGACUAAACUGGAUGCAGAUAGCACCAUACCAUAACUGGCAUAAUGGGUACAGGUGGAUCGACAUUAGCGGAGAACAGGGUUGGUACUGAGACGGUCACAGCCAACCAUCAGGCAGUGGCACCUUCCCCCAAUUAUGACGGGCAAGGUCACUUCUCUCUGUCUCUCUCUGUCUCUCUCUCUUUAUCUUCGGACUGCUUGCUUGGCUUGCUCUUCUGCCUCUUCCUCCUCCCACUUUCAACUCAUCCCCUCCUCCACUUCCCCCCUUUUUCUCUUCUGUCUCUUAUCUUCUCGGUUUGGCUAUCUUCUUCAUUCUCUCUUGCUUUCACACCCUUCCCUUCCCUUCCCUUCCACACCUCCUUUGGUUCAGUCAACUCGACCAACUUAUUGGUGUCGUCCCAUCCUGUGGAAUCUAUACUUUCCUCCCCGCCAUCGGUGGGGUUUCCUGACGACACUCCCUUCCAGUGACCGCGCCUCACCCAGUCCUGUCCACACCCCCCCUCCAACAACCUAACAACCUCACUUUAUUCUUGCCCAACUCUUCCUUCUUCUAUUCCUUUUCACCGAUUUUGUUCUCUUUCUUUCUCUCCUGUCAAUCCUCAUUUUUUUAACUUUGGUUCGCCAAUAUGAAUCCCCAUCAGCAGAACAAGAUCGAUACUAGCGUGAGUC